This is a messenger RNA of Daldinia decipiens, 1221 nucleotides long. RefSeq lists its product as uncharacterized. Lineage: Eukaryota; Fungi; Ascomycota; Sordariomycetes; Xylariales; Hypoxylaceae. The record is from RefSeq and is a predicted model, not a curated record. The transcript is spliced from 4 exons. The coding region runs from base 1 to 1221 and encodes 406 amino acids.
AUGGUGUCAACACCGCCAGUCUCUCCUCGAAUGCUUGCAUUCAUAUGGGGCCCAAUAAAAUUCCUGCUUCUAACUGCUACUACCUGGCUUGAGUCUUUUGAUGCGCUCCUCGAUGCAUACCAGCUUAUUGCGGAGAGCUUGCCUAUAUUCGAAAUCUACCAGGAUCUGUUUAGCGAGAGCAGUCGAAUGCAAGGAAUACUUGAAUGCAUUUGGACCAAUAUUCUUGAUUUUCACAUCCGCGCUAUACGCAUCUUUGACCAGUCCAUGAUAAAACUCUUUUUUAGAUCCCUUUGGAAGGAUUUCAACAGCCGGUUUCAACAUAUCAUUAGCGACCUCCAGCGCCUGAAAGCUCUCAUAGAAAGCCAUGCAAAUCAAAUCCAUAUCUGGAACUACGAGUCAGACCGGGUUAAGAUCCGAGAAGAAUUCGAGCAGACCCGGGCUUCUCAGAGUGGAGUUUAUCCACAUUACAGCGUCUCUACUGAUCAUUUUCUUGCCAUGCUUUCUACGUCAAAAACAAGUACACGGGAAUGGUUUGCUGAAAGUACGGAGACCUCGAAUGCACUGACAAUAUUUGCCGACCGUUUCCACGCCGAUCUAGCUGCGUCGUCGACAGUUUCAAAGACACCCCCAGACUAUUCCCUAUUUUCAUCUCUUGGUUACUUUCCAGCUAUGACUAUGAUCUGGAAGCAUGCGGAGCCUCGGAGGCUACUGAUAGACAAUAGAAGAGACGACAUUAGUCUAGUAUCACUAGGGAAGAGUAUAGGAAGAAAUCGACAUGUCUUUGAAGAGUAUGUAGAGUCAAUUACGGAUGACAGGGCUGAGAUGACGGCUCUCGAAAAGUCCUACGGUCCCAAUUGGUUCAAAUGUAGGAAAGUAUCAUGCUACUACUUCCAUGAAGGGUUCAAUUCUCGGGCGUCAAGACAGCAGCAUUACGACCGCCAUGAGCGGCCGUUUAAGUGUGACGAAGAGAACUGCCCGGCGGCGUGGAUCGGGUUUGGUUCCCUUAAAGAAUUAGAGAAGCAUAAGAGGAAUGUGCAUCCCGGUAUCGAUAAACUCUCUUCAACAUUUGCCAAGUUCAAGCGAGGUAGUAAAGGACAGGCCGUGCUAUUAAACUAUCUUUGUCCACGCUGUCCGCUCAAAUUUGCUACGCGGCUCGAGUGUCGAAGCUAUAUGACGUUGUAUAACCCUAAAAUUCACCCUAAGGACAUAUUAUUAUAUUAA